AUGGGGCCUUAUGGUGAACUGGGGUCAAAGGGCGAUGCAGGUCAGCAAGGGGAGAUCGGCCCGAUUGGCCCUUUGGGAGAGCGGGGAGCACCUGGGAACACUGGGUCGAAGGGUGACGAUGGGAUUGGUCUGCCCGGCAAGAUAGGUCCGAGAGGUAUACCAGGUAAUGUUGGAACAACCGGGCUGACUGGUGUCAAAGGUCAAAAGGGUCUGCCUGGACCGGUGGGACAGGUGGGACAGGUGGGACCCAAUGGCCCACCGGGGUCAAAGGGUGAAACAGGUGAGACGGGACCUAUUGGCCCUAUGGGUGAGCGGGGAGCACCUGGGAACUCUGGAACUAGAGGAGACGACGGGGUUGGCCUCCCUGGCAAGAUAGGACCGAGAGGUCCACCGGGUUUAGUUGGUGUUAAAGGUCAAAAGGGUAAGCCAGGGGAGACUCCAGAUGUCUCCAACCAGCGGGUUGCAUUCAACGUGAAGAGGACGAGCAGAUUCACCUCUUCGAGUCACGGCACCCGUUUGCCCUUCCAGGAGACCAAGACGCUUCUGGCGGAUACCAGCUUCGAUCUCGGAACCGGUACGUUCACCUGUAAUGUACCGGGCACCUACGUGUUCAUGUUUUCGGUGCUCAAACCUUCCAGCAGCAGCCUUUGGGUUCAUCUCCGAGAGAACGAGGACAUAGUUGCCUCUGGUCAUAGCGAUGAUUCGGGUCCCUCUGAGCAGGUGUCUGGGAACGCCGUGCUUGUUCUGCAGCGAGAAGACACGGUGUAUCUGACUAUGUACGGUACUGUGUAUCAUGACUACACCUCAUUCAGUGGCUUCCUCCUUUAUCCCGCAUAG
Molecule: messenger RNA, 837 nt
Organism: Patiria miniata (bat star)
Lineage: Eukaryota; Metazoa; Echinodermata; Asteroidea; Valvatida; Asterinidae
Product: collagen alpha-1(X) chain-like
Exons: 2
Coding region: 1-837 (278 amino acids)
Molecular function (GO): protein binding
Source: RefSeq, a predicted model, not a curated record